Microthlaspi erraticum is the source of this 435-nucleotide messenger RNA. The record is from the annotation of a GenBank genome assembly. NCBI's taxonomy places the organism in Eukaryota, Viridiplantae, Streptophyta, Magnoliopsida, Brassicales, Brassicaceae.
AUGGGACAAGGAGCAUGGAGGGACUUGGCACAUGGAGCAGCUCAACUGGAUACGCAAAGGAAGAAGGGAGAAGCCAUCUUGAAGACCAGCUCGACCGUCUACUCGACCAACCGGUCGAGUUCCUCAACUCGACCGGCCAAGCUUCAACUCGAUCGAGCUGAGAAGUCAAAGUCAAACCCGAAAAAUCUCGAUCGAGUUGAAGCUUGGCCGGUCGAGUUGAGGAACUCGACCGGUUGGUCGAGUAGACGGUCGAGCUGGUCUUCAGGAUGGCUUCUCCCUUCUUUCUUUGCGUAUCCAGUUGAGUUGCUUCCAUGUGCCAAGUUCCUCCAUGCUCCUUAUGUCCCAUAUGCUCCAGAAUGCUCCAAAAGACCUAUUCCAAAGGACCAAACAUGCAUAUGUAUGCAAAUGCAACCUAAAACUAACAUGAAUGCAUAA